This is a messenger RNA of Raphanus sativus (radish), 2170 nucleotides long. RefSeq names its product phosphoacetylglucosamine mutase-like. The transcript has a single exon. Gene Ontology annotation, biological process: UDP-N-acetylglucosamine biosynthetic process; carbohydrate metabolic process. Lineage: Eukaryota; Viridiplantae; Streptophyta; Magnoliopsida; Brassicales; Brassicaceae. Bases 303 to 1937 code for a protein of 544 amino acids. The record is from RefSeq and is a predicted model, not a curated record. Gene Ontology annotation, molecular function: phosphoacetylglucosamine mutase activity.
GACUAAUGCAACAUUUCUCUUGGCAAUUCAGCCAGUUGUAAAGCUCCUAACAUGCUCCUCAAAAAGUUCCAUUGAUGUCUUCACGUCAGAUUAUAAUAUCAUUCAACUUACAAAAAAGAAAAGAUUGUGCAAUAAGCAUGUCAAAAAGGAUGAGAUAGUAGUAAAGCAGAGAGAAAGAGAGAAGAGACAUAAAGUCAAAUAAAAAUGCUUCCUUUUUAAGUUCUGUUUCCUCCAUCGUUCGGACACAUUUUCAUUUCUCUCUCUCUCUCUCUCUCUCUCUCUCUCUCUCACUAACGAACGCCAUGGACGAGACCCAGAUUGCAUCCCUCCUCAAAUCAUCAGACAUCUUCCCUCUCCCUCAAAGCCUCAAACUUUCCUACGGAACAGCCGGAUUCCGAGGCGACGCAAGCCUCCUAGACUCCACCGUCUACAGAGUCGGCAUCCUCUCAUCCCUCCGCUCCCUCAAGCUCAAACCCUCCACAAUCGGACUCAUGAUCACAGCCUCCCACAACAGAGUCUCCGACAACGGCAUCAAAGUCGCCGACCCGUCCGGCGGAAUGCUCUCCCAGGAAUGGGAGCCAUUCGCGGAUCAGAUCGCGAACGCGUCUUCUCCUCAAGAGCUCGUAGCUUUGAUCAGAGAGUUCAUCGAAAGAGAAGAGAUUUCAAUCGGAGGAGGUGGUGACGUGGGAGAGGUGUGGCUGGGGAGAGAUACUAGACCUAGCGGCGAGUCUCUUCUCCGAGCUGCGGAGAUCGGAGUCUCCUCUGUUUCGGGAUGCGUUGCUGUUGACAAGGGGGUGUUGACGACUCCUCAGUUGCAUUGGAUGGUUAGAGCUAAGAACAAAGGUCUUAACGCAACGGAGAGUGAUUACUUUGAGAGUCUAUCGACUUCGUUUAAGUGUUUGAUUGAUCUGAUCCCUGUUAAGAAGUUAGAGAGUAGUAAGCUUGUUUUAGAUGGGGCUAAUGGUGUGGGUGGGGAGAAGAUGGAGGAGUUGUUAAGAGGGUAUUUACGUAAUUUAGAUGUUGAGGUUCGUAACACAGGGAGAGAUGGUGGUGUGCUUAAUGAAAGUGUAGGUGCUGACUUUGUUCAGAAGGAAAAGGUUGUACCUUUAGGUUUUGGGGUUAAUGACGUUGGGGUGAGGUGUGCUAGCUUUGACGGUGAUGCUGAUCGGUUAGUUUACUUUUACGUUUCUUCUGGUGAUAAGAUUGAGUUGCUAGAUGGUGAUAAGAUUCUGUCUUUGUUUGCUCUCUUCAUCAAAGAGCAGCUAAACACUCUUGAAGGGAAGCUAUCUCGUCUUGGUGUUGUGCAGACAGCUUACGCAAACGGUGCGUCGACGGAUUACUUGAAAGGUUUGGGUUUAGAUGUUGUUUUUGCGAAGACCGGGGUGAAGCAUUUACAUGAGAAGGCAGCUGAGUUUGAUGUUGGGAUCUACUUCGAAGCUAAUGGCCACGGGACUAUACUCUUCUCGGAGUCUUUUGUUUCGUUGUUAGUUGGGAAGCAGAAGGAUCUGAGUGAAGGCUCUGAUGAGUACAAUGCGGUUUCUAGGCUAGUGGCGGUGAGUAAUCUGAUUAACCAAGCGGUUGGUGAUGCUAUAAGUGGGUUGCUAUUGGUUGAAGUGAUUCUGCAGCACAUGGGGUGGUCAGUGCAGAAGUGGAAUGAGCUGUACAAGGACCUUCCUAGCAGACAGGUUAAGGUGGAAGUUCCAGACAGAACAGCGGUUGUGACAACUAGCGAAGAAACCGAGGCGUUGAAACCUUUGGGGAUUCAGGAUGCUAUUAAUGGUGAGAUCAAGAAAUACAAGCGUGGCAGAGCUUUCAUAAGGCCGUCAGGUACAGAAGAUGUGGUGAGAGUGUAUGCAGAAGCAUCCACACAAGAAGAUGCUGAUUCUUUGGGUGAUUCUGUGGCUCAGCUUGUCAAAAGCUUCCUUGGUUCAGGCUAAAGGUCCAUCUGAAUGAAUCUUUCAUGCAAUGCUAAUUAAGAGGUCUUUCUUGUUCAUCUCUUAGGUUUCACGUUUGUCUUAUCUUUCGUGUUCUGUUACUUGAGAGCUACUUUGUUUCUCUUCUAGCUCUCUUCUCCCUUUUCUUUCCAAUAAAGUUCUUAAACUGGAAUGUAUCUUCUUCUCUUGAAUAGUAUAAGUGAGAGAUCGUUGCCAAGGGCUCAGUACCAGGUACU